Carya illinoinensis is the source of this 2080-nucleotide messenger RNA. RefSeq names its product transcription repressor MYB6-like. Bases 1072 to 1932 code for a protein of 286 amino acids. The record is from RefSeq and is a predicted model, not a curated record. The transcript is spliced from 2 exons. Lineage: Eukaryota; Viridiplantae; Streptophyta; Magnoliopsida; Fagales; Juglandaceae.
UAACCACUCUCUUUAUCAGAUUGCAGAACCAGCAGGGAAUAGGUUUUGCAUGCCAACUUGGUGAAUGCAUGGCAAUGGUUCAAUAUAGAAAUUUGAGGGUCAUGCCAAAAAGGAAAUGUGAAAGAAAAAUGAUAAAGUUAGGCUCAAUUAUCGUACCAAACCUCCAGUAUUAUUUAAUAGAUGGGUAAGAGGGAAGAAAAUUAAAUAAAAGAAAAAGAAGAAGAAGAAGAAGAUGAAGACUUUUAUUACUUGUAAUUGAGGGCAAACCAAACAUAUCGGCCCGCUCUGAUUGUUUGAUUUUGAAAUAUCGACCCAUAUUCAUAACAGCUAAUAACUAGUGAAAAUGAUUCGAUUCUCAUUAUGGUAAUUAACAAAGAAUAGUUCUUAUCAAAUGCAAGGAAAAACAGUACAAGCCUGGCAGAGUUGGGUGAAUUCUAGGCUGUGUCAUUUUGGAGAGAGGUUCUCACCGAUUAUUGCAUCCAAUUUUGGAAAGACGUCUGAUCUGAUAUAUACUUAAAUCAAAUGGAUGUUUUACAGUCCGCCAUAGUGUGUACGUAGCACUUUUGGAAAAAGGAUUAAUAGCUCGAUCAAGAAUACUUCGAUUGCCAGAUCAUGUGAUUCUUUAUCUUUUGGUCAUUGAUGUGAAAAUUGCAUGCACAUAUAUCAGCAUAAGAUCAGUACUACAGUCGAGAAAAUCUGCACUAUGACAUAUAUACUAGCUAGAGGGGCAAACCGGCCAGUUUAUUUUUUAUUUUUGGCCAAACAUGGUAUUACCCCACGCCAUAUAUUAUCCACUUAUUACGUUUUAAAAUUUUUCUUUAAAAGCAUGCCCAUAUCCCCAUAUCCCAAGUAACAAGAAAAAUAAAAGGGAAAACGUGGGGCUACAAUAAAAACUGCAUGCUGAUCUCCAAGAAUAUAUAUAUUUGAACCUUCAUAUCCUCACGGUAUAGUAGGCAGAAAAGGCCUGUUUUGACCUCUUCUUAUUCUCUCUCUGAUCUCUCUCUCUUCCCCCAUUUCUCUCAAAUAACAAAGCAUAUGGUUUUGUGAUAUCCCAAGCGCGAAAGGGGAGAAAUGGGAAGAGCUCCAUGUUGUUCAAACGUUGGUUUACAAAAAGGACCAUGGACUGCCAAAGAAGACACAUUGCUCAUUAACUAUAUCCGGGCUCAUGGUGAAGGCCAUUGGAGAUCUUUGCCCAAAAAAGCAGGGCUACUUAGGUGUGGGAAGAGCUGCCGGCUAAGAUGGAUGAAUUAUCUCCGUCCCGAUAUCAAGCGAGGAAACAUCACCCCUGAUGAGGAGGACCUCAUUAUCCGGCUUCACUCCCUUCUUGGUAACCGUUGGUCUCUAAUUGCUGGAAGACUUCCUGGCCGAACUGACAAUGAGAUCAAGAACUACUGGAACUCUCAUCUAGGCAAAAGGUUCAAGAUUAACACGAGAAACGAUCAGAACAACCAAAAAGGAGGAUCAGCAUGUGUUAGAGGUCCAAAGAUCAGUACUCAAAAGAAUUACAAGAACCAAGAUAGUACAGCUUAUGGUGAAAAAAUAAUGACAACCAAAGUUCAUCUGCCAAAGGCCAUGAGGGUUUCACCACUUCCAAUUACAAGGAAUAACAGUACUGAUGGUAUGGCAAGUGGAUCAUCAACUAGUCUUGGAGAUGGAAAUAAAGGAGUUCUUGAUGAUCAUGAAGAGGUUUUGAAGUGUUUGCCUGAUCUCAGAGAUGAUAUAUUUGAAGGUGGAGAGGCCAAUCAUGAUGAUCAGCCUGCUUGCGACAGAGAUAGUGCGGACUUUGUUAGUAACUAUGGCGUCUGUGAUCCACUAUACCAAAUUUCUGAACCCACCAAAGAUGACAUGCUGGACAAGAUAUACGAAGAAUAUCAGCAGCUUCUCAAGGCAGAAAAUUCUUUGGACUCCUUUGUCGAUUCCUUGUUGAUUUGAUUUGUACUAAUUAAAAAAAUGUCAUCACUUGUCGAACUUGGUGCUUAAUUUCCUAGCUCAUAAUUGAUUUGACUGUAAUAGAAAGAUAUUGUACUGUUAAACGGUGGUUUAUUAUUAAUUUAGAUUAUAGCUUAAUUUAGUGAUAGAA